This is a messenger RNA of Hydractinia symbiolongicarpus, 1305 nucleotides long. Its product is annotated as peptidyl-prolyl cis-trans isomerase FKBP9-like. Lineage: Eukaryota; Metazoa; Cnidaria; Hydrozoa; Anthoathecata; Hydractiniidae. The transcript has 5 exons. The record is from RefSeq and is a predicted model, not a curated record. The coding region runs from base 45 to 1259 and encodes 404 amino acids. Gene Ontology annotation, molecular function: peptidyl-prolyl cis-trans isomerase activity.
CACUAUUUCUACGUCCCUGAGUUUAAGAAAUUUUAAUAAAAAAUAUGUAUUCUCUACUGGUGUGUAUUUCCGUGUUAUUAUACGUAUGUGCAGAAGAAUAUGCUGGAUAUGAUCCCACAGGAGGAGUGUCAGCUCAAAAGAAGUUGAAGAUCGUCGAUACACACAAAGCGGACAGUUGCAGCAUGGAAACACAAGAACACGACAAAAUCCAUUGGAACUACAAAGGCACGCUACUAAAUGGCCAUGUUUUCGAUAGUGGUCAAUUCUGGGCGCGACUGGGACAUGGUGACGUCAUCACUGGUGUUGAUAAAGGGAUGAGAGGGUUAUGCGUGGGUGACAAAAGGCGUAUGACAAUACACCCGGAUUGGGCGUAUGGAGAUCGGGGUGUACCUGGUACAAUUCCACCCAAAUCUGUUCUGAUAUUUGAUGUUGAGCUCUUGAGUAUCGAGAGGCCUGGCGUUGGAAAAGUGACUCUUGAUGAUGUCAUAAAAACAAAAGGAGGAGAUUCUAAGGACGAUAACAAGGACGGUGGAGUGUCAAAAGAAAAUAAAUUAAAGUUAGAAGAUGUAUACAAGGUAGAUGUUGAGAAAUGCAGCAUGAUAUCCGAAGAACACGACAAAAUCCACUGGAAAUAUAAAGGUUUGUUAUUAGACGGUCAUGUAUUCGAUAGCGGUGAAUUUACCGCAACAUUGGGACAUGGUGACGUCAUCACUGGUGUUGAUAAAGGAAUGAGAGGUUUAUGCGUGGGUGACAAAAGGCGUAUGACAAUGCAUUCAGAUUGGGCGUAUGGAGAGCGGGGUGUACCUGGUACAAUUCCACCCAAUGCAGCGUUAAUAUUUGAUGUUGAAUUGCUGAGUAUUCAGAAGCCAGACGGAAGAAAGGCGAAUGUAGAAGAAACUAUUACUCCGGUCUCUGAUCAGGAUAAGUUAAAGAUUGAGUAUUUACAUUCCGAGGACUGUGAAAUACGUUCACAAGAACACGACACGAUUGAGUGGGAAUACAAAGGUACAUUCUUGAACGGUACAGAGUUUCAUAGCGGCACUUUUCAUGCUGUUCUUGGGACGGGCAGUGUCAUCUUGGGCGUGGAUAAAGGAAUGAGAGGAAUGUGCGUUGGUGACAAGAGACGAUUAAUUAUACAUUCUGAUUGGGCGUACGGUGACACAGGGCGUCCAGGUUCCAUUCCACCAAAAGCAACGUUAGUUUUUGAUGUACAUUUGACAAAUAUUAGACGAGCAGAUCCUAGGAAAGCAGAAUUGUAAUUUAUUUUUAUUUGUAGCUAGUUUUUUGAUAAUCGGAAAAAACUAA